AUCUUGUCUUUAUCUCGUUUCUUUUAUCAAAAUACCUUCGAACACACUAAAGUAUUCUGUGAUAUUCAUUGGGAACUGAAUAUCAUUGUUACGUAGAAAAAUAAUUAUUCAAUUUUAUCAUGAGCACCUUUCGGCUAGAACCUUGCAUCCAGCUUCCCUUGUCACAGGAGGAAUUGAAAGAAAGCGUGGAUAAAGCAAAAGAUUGGGCACUUAUGCAUGGAAUAUCUAUGCGGUCUAAGAAGAACUUUAAUAAGGAUCAAGUACAAAUACUACCUUUUACACUAAUACCAUCGAGUUUUCCAAAGAAACCCUUUUUACUUGUGAAAAAUGUACAAAUUUUAUUGAAUGAACUUAUCCAUAAGGUUGCUUAUGAUAAAGAAUUUCUCACAAAUAGUUUAAAAAGUACAGUCCAAGCUGAUCCAUUUACAGCAAAGUUGUUCCACAUAUAUGAGACAGUAUAUAAAGAAGGUUUCAGCCAGAAUAUAAGUCUUGGAUUAUUAAGAUCAGAUUAUUUAUUACACAAUAAUCAUGAAAUAAAGCAAGUUGAAAUAAACACUGUUGCAACAAGCUUUGCUGCCUUAGCUACUGUUACAACACAAUAUCACAGAUAUAUAUUAGAAGAAUUGGGACACACUGAGACACGUGAGCGAAUUCCAGAAAACAAUGCUCUUGCUGGAUUUAUUACAGGAUUAAUACGUGCAUGGGAAUUAUAUGACAAUAAAGAAGCUAUUAUAUUAUUUAUUGUUGAAGAUGUGACUUAUAAUAUAAGCGACCAAAGGUUUCAUGAAUUUGAAAUUUGCCAAUUACGUCCUGAAAUUAAAAUUAUUAGAAGAAGCUUGACAAGUUUAGUGUCAGAAGGAAUAAAAUUGGGACCAAAUAAGGAAUUAAUUGUUGCAAAUAAGGUAGUGGCUGUGGUUUAUUAUCGCUCUGGUUAUGAACUUGAAGCUUAUCCUACAGAAAAGGAAUGGGACAUUAGAUUAUUAAUAGAGCGUUCUCGAGCAAUAAAAUGUCCAUCAGUGCAGUAUCAUUUAGCAGGUACUAAAAAGGUACAGCAAUCUUUAGCUCAAUCAAGUGUAUUAAAAAUGUUUUUGGAUGAAAAAUCUGUUAAUAAAGUGCAAGAAAUAUUUACUGGCCUUUACACGUUAGACUUCAAUGAUGAUGGAGAAAAAGCAGUAAAAGUAGCUUUAAGUGAACCGAAUAAAUUUGUGCUCAAACCGCAAAGAGAAGGAGGUGGAAAUAACAUAUAUAAUGAAAAUAUAAGAACGUGGUUAAAUUCAAGGAAGAAUUCGCAGGAGAGAACAGCAUGGAUCCUCAUGGAUCGCAUUUAUCCUCCAUUACAGAAAAAUUAUUUGAUACGUGCUAUUGAUGAACCGCACGCAGAAGAUAAUUUUGAUCUAUCGGAUGUCAUAACAGAACUUGGCAUAUAUGGAGUAACUUUGGGAGACAGCAACGAGAUAAUGCUAAAUACACAAGUUGGACAUAUUUUAAGAACCAAAUCAUCGAGCGAAAAUGAAGGUGGGAUAGUGGCAGGUAUUGGCGCUCUUGACAGUCCUUAUUUAAUUAGUUAGAAAUAAAAUUAUCUCUAUGAGAAUAAUUAAAAUAGUAUUAAUCAUAAACAAGAUCUUUAAAUAUAUAUA
Linepithema humile (Argentine ant) is the source of this 1637-nucleotide messenger RNA. Its product is annotated as glutathione synthetase-like. Gene Ontology annotation, molecular function: glutathione synthase activity; glutathione binding; ATP binding. The record is from RefSeq and is a predicted model, not a curated record. Gene Ontology annotation, cellular component: cytosol. NCBI's taxonomy places the organism in Eukaryota, Metazoa, Arthropoda, Insecta, Hymenoptera, Formicidae. Gene Ontology annotation, biological process: glutathione biosynthetic process.